ACUGAAGAGAGACGUUAAUUCUUUAGGCUUUUCUGUCAGCGUUCUGUUUAGAGGAAGUUUUCACCACGUUCGUCUCAGACUCGUAGUCCAGUUUGUGAAUACCCAGUUCCCAAUGGCUGACCAAAGAUCUUGUGUCCGGCUGAACACCGGAGUGCAGAUGCCACUGUUGGGUUUGGGCACGUUCCGUUUGCGAGGCCCUGAGGAAACUUACCAGACUGUGGAUGCUGCAUUAACAGCAGGAUAUCGAGCUUUUGAUACUGCAGCAGUGUACCGCAACGAAGCAGACAUCGGCCAGGCACUUUGUACCUUGCUGCCCAAACACGGACUUUCCAGAGCUGAUGUGUUCAUAACAACUAAACUAAGUCCCAGAGACCAGGGUUCCAAAGCCAGGGAUGGCUGCUUGAGAAGCCUGGAGCAAUUAGGCUUAGAUUAUAUCGACCUGUUUCUCAUUCACUGGCCUGGUACACAGGGGAUAGAUGUAACCGAUAAGCGAAACCCUGACAAUCGAGCUCAAAGUUGGGCAACCUUGGAAGAGUUCCAUGCAGAGGGAAAGUUUCGUGCUAUUGGAGUGUCCAACUACACAGUGCAGCACAUGCAGGAGCUGCUGAAGAGCUGCAGAGUCGUUCCAGCAGUUCUCCAGGUGGAGUUUCACCCCAGGUUGGCUCAGAGGGAGCUAAGGGAAUUAUGUCAGAAAAGUGCAGUGUGUUUCCAAGCGUACUCGUCCCUGGGAACAGGCGUCCUCCUCUCUGAUCCUCUGGUUCAGGAACUGGCUGAACAAUGUGAAAAAACUCCAGCUCAGGUGCUUCUGAGGUGGGCUGUACAGCAAAACGUACCAGUGUUGCCAAAAUCAUGCAGGCCUGACCGUGUGCUGGAGAACGGGCGUCUGUUUGACUUUGAGCUCAGUGACAGUGACAUGGCAAAGCUUUCUGCUCUGGACUGUGGGGAAAAAUUCUGCUGGGACCCGUCACUGGUGCUCUAGAUUACCUCCAGUGUCAAAGUUCACAUUUCAGUUUUGACUUCCUGGA
Clarias gariepinus (North African catfish) is the source of this 1025-nucleotide messenger RNA. RefSeq lists its product as uncharacterized. The transcript has 2 exons. Lineage: Eukaryota; Metazoa; Chordata; Actinopteri; Siluriformes; Clariidae. The record is from RefSeq and is a predicted model, not a curated record. The coding region runs from base 113 to 979 and encodes 288 amino acids. Gene Ontology annotation, molecular function: oxidoreductase activity.